This is a messenger RNA of Paramecium primaurelia, 554 nucleotides long. Lineage: Eukaryota; Ciliophora; Oligohymenophorea; Peniculida; Parameciidae. The record is from the annotation of a GenBank genome assembly.
AUGAUUAAAAUCAAAUCAAAAUUGAAGAAAUUAUUUAAGAGAGUGAAGAUAAAAAGUAAUAGAAUAUUAAAUAGUCUGAAAGAUUAUUCAAUGAAGGUAUGCCUAAUUGAAUUAUAUAUUAGGAGUGGCAUUAUCUAUUCAUUUCUAUUCAUUAUUUGAAUAAAUAUUAAGAAGCCAUUGAAUGUUAUGAUAAAGCAAUUUCCAUUAAUCCUAAAAAUGAUCUUGUUGGAGUAAUAAGGGUAAAUUAUAUUAUCAUUCAGGUUAUGCACUACACAAAUUAUAGAAAUAUAAUGAUGCAAUAUCAUGUUACGAUUAAGCUCUUUCUAUUAGAAUUUCACCUCUAAGAUUAUAACGAAAAGGUAUCUAAAACUUUAAUUUAUUUUUAGCAGAUUCACUAUUUGAAUUAGGGAAGAAAACAGAAGCUAAACAAUGUUAUUUGGCUGCAUUGGAAAAAGGAUCUAAUGAUAAGAAUUACAUUUAGAAAUAACUAUCAAAGUUAUGAAGCAUUAUCAUAUUAUACAUAUCAUUUUAUAAGUCUUUUAUGUUUCACUUGA